Molecule: messenger RNA, 6116 nt
Organism: Exophiala viscosa
Lineage: Eukaryota; Fungi; Ascomycota; Eurotiomycetes; Chaetothyriales; Herpotrichiellaceae
Product: Sec23-binding domain of Sec16-domain-containing protein
Exons: 2
Coding region: 182-5890 (1902 amino acids)
Biological process (GO): COPII vesicle coat assembly; autophagy; Golgi organization
Cellular component (GO): endoplasmic reticulum exit site; ER to Golgi transport vesicle membrane
Source: RefSeq, a predicted model, not a curated record
GUCGCCGCAAGUUCUCGAGACCAGGUUGGCCUCCAACACUAUCCCCGUUUGACAAUUCCUCAACAGCGUCUGCUUUCAUCCCUGCGUUAUUGAACAGGAGUUGGGUCAUCGCUAUGUCUUCAGACCCUCUGUAACAUUCAUUUUGUUAUUCUAGCUUAUCUGUUCGGUCUAGGAGAUCGUGAUGGAGCCUGCCAUCGAUCCUAAUCACAACUCGAUAGAGGCGUCAGAUGGGCCUCAAGUCGGGCACUGGCUGCCGGCGCUACGUCCUAACACUCCUGCCCAGUUGCACGAUCCCAAUACCGUUGGAAAUCAAGUCAAGAAACUGCCAAUGGGGUUUGUUGACGAAGAGACGCAUAUACAGCCGCCAACAUCAACGACGGAGGAAAAUAAUGUCGCAGAUUCCACAAACGACAGGACCUUGACAUACCAUGAUCAAUUGACGGAUCCUUCAGAGACCAUUCCAGGAGGCCAUACAAAUGGAAUCGAAGGGAACGAAAGUCUGCCAUGGUCGCAAGAGCCCAUCCGCGAAAGCGUUGCCGGAGAUGAACUGCCCUCGGACGAUGAUGAUGAGCGCUUAGAUCCCGCCUGGGGCAUCAAGCGUCUCGACUCGGCUCAAAUCCUGGACCAAGUUCACCGGACGGCAACAUUCCCAGAAAUUUCGACCUCUGAAGCCCCCGCCUCAAGCCACGAUAAUGCUACAGCAGAAGAUGCGCUGGACACGCAAGGGCCGAUAUCUACGGCCGAAGAAGAAGGUCUUGAUCAGCAACCUCAGAGCCUCGACUGGGCGGAGGAAGAGCGUGAAAGGGGUCGCGAGGCCGAGGCUUGGACAGUCAAUGAACAAGAACCUACGGUUGAUGAAGCGACACAACGUUUCGAUGAAGGGGUACCUCUAAUUCAAAGCGAAGACGCAGUCGACGACGGUUCGGACCAAGAAACGCAGACCCCGGCUGUGAAGUUCUCAGAGCCAGCACAUGACGAGGAGGAGGCGUCGUUCUUCUCCAAUCUGAACGGCACUGCUGAUCAACCCAACGGCACCACAGAGCCGCCUCAAGAGUUCCCUGGGCUAGACAGGAAAACCACCACUCAAGUCUUAGACUCUCUGCACUUCUCUUCCAAGGAUGCUCCCGAUUCUCCCGCUCUGCCUGCCGAGCCGCAAUUUGGCUUUUUCGAGGAUUUGGCCCGAGAUGGAGGUGUGGGAAGCGAAGAACAGACCGAACCUGCACAAGCUCCCAAGGCUGGGGGUGCUGACGAAACAUGGGCUGCUCUGCUUGAUGACGAUGAGUUCCUUGUCGAAGAUGCCGAUGACCUCCUCCCAGACUCGGAACCCGGCUCUCCAUCUGCACAAGCUUCAUCGUUGCAGCAGGAGCCAGUCAAGAAGCCAGAGGAGAAGCCCAACGUCCCUGCUCCAGAGGCUAGUCCCCGCACACAACGCCUGCCGCAGAGACAGGAUUCUGGCAACCCGUAUGCGCCACAUCAGCCAUCCACCUCGGACAUGUUCCAAUUGUCUCCCUCGAGAGGUGGCACACAUAACAAUGUGGGUAUCUCUCGGCCUGAGCUGGGUCCCAUGGGUUCUUUCCAGGCACAACUACAACAGAGACCUCCUGCACAAACGGCGAAGAGCUUCGUCGAUCAAGCCAAGGACGGGUACAAAUCUCCAUACGACCUACCCAUGGACAUCAAGCCGAGAAAGAGAGCGCAUGUGCCGGCGCCGGUUCAGACCUCUAAAACGGUUGCGCCACCUCCGAGAAGUAGCAGCCUCAAUGAGAACCCGCUCCAAUCGCCGUUCUAUUCAAAUGUUCCGCCAGGGCCAGCUACUGGGCCCCUACAACCGCCAGCUUCUGCACCAUUUUUACAGAAUCGAAGUGCCUCAGCUUUCACGCAGCCUCCAAAACCGGAGUCUGCAAAAUCAGGAUCUUCAAGCUUCUUUGAAGAAUUACCUGUUCCACCCAAAGCACGGCCAGCUACGGGCCAUGGUCGCUACACGCCCCAGCAGAACAUCACUGCUACUCCACCACAACUUUUCCCUCAGAGUCCACCCUCUAUGCAUCAGUCGCCUCCCCGACCUCAACCGUCACCUCCGCGUGCUUCAGAUCCAUAUGCCCAAUAUCAAAUGCGGCCCCCUGAGCGCAUUGAUCCGUACGCGAACUUGCCUCUACAGUCUGCACCCGCUGCACCUGCCGUCUCGACCACCAGAUAUUCUCCGGCGCCAACAUCGUUAACCGCACCUCCAAAGCCAGCACCCACUCGUUAUUCCCCUGCGCCUCCUCCCGCAGGCGCCACUAACUUCCCUACAAAUCGUUAUGCUUCGCAGCAGACACCACCAGCUCCUGCGCAAGGUCCACCUACGAUGCCAAACAGAUAUGUGUCUCAAGGGCCACCUAACGUCCCGCCCCCGCCUGUUCUGCCCUUUCAACCACGAACGUCCAGUCCUCUUGCGUUCCAUAAGCGAUCUAUCGAUGAAAAUGCGAAUGACCUACAUGCGCAAGGAAGGGCGGCACUGCUCCGCCAGGUUUCAGCUGCUCCUAUACUUCAGUCGCACACCAUAACUGCGCCUGCGGUCUCUGCGCCUGUUGAGGCAUACUAUAACAAUCCUCCACCACAGCCCCCUGCUCCGGACCGAAUGCCACCACCUCGUCGAUCACAAACGCAGUCACCUUCGAAACAACGGCCUCAAGCAGCUUUCCCUGCAUACAUCAACGAUGUUCCCAAUCGCCCGGCUUCAGCUUUCGGACAGCCCGCGCAAAUUAGAUCAUAUGCGGGGCUGGAGACAGUACCACCUGCAAGGCCUCAGGUACAGACCAGAGGGCCUACAGCGGAUUUGGACUUCGUACGUCCUGUUGAUGAGAGUCAAUUCGACCCGCUCGAGCGGUGGAGAGGGGCACCUGUUUUCAAGUUUGGGUUUGGCGGUACAAUAGUCAGCACAUUUCCGAAACACGUGCCUAGAUAUGCUGCGGGCGCAGCAAGGCCAUUGAUCAAGGCUGCUCCCGGCGAUGUAUCUCUGAGGAACACCAAGGAUACGAUCUCACAGGAUCAGAACAUGAAAAGCUUCCCUGGGCCCUUGCGCACAAAGUCUAAAAAGAAGGAGCUACUGUCAUGGAUGUCAGACUAUAUCUCUGGUCUUGAGACAGUCGGAACCGGCAUUGCAUCCUCUCAAACCCUUUCUGACCCAAGUAUACGCCAUCACGAAAAGGUUCUGCUUUGGAAAAUUGUCCGCGCUCUCGUCGAACACGACGGUACACUGGACGGCCCAGCUCUGAAGGCGGUCAAUGUGAUCUUGACACCUGAAGUGCAUGCCUUGGAUGAGUCGGCAGCGAGUCAAUAUCGUGCGGACCAACAGCUUGCAGGCAUUUACCGUCCACCUGGAACCAAUGCGCGCCCCGAUUCUGUCGAUCCCAUGGCUGUAGAAGGUCUUCGAAAGCGUCUGCUAACUGGCGAUCGACAGGGAGCGGUAUUUGAUGCCAUGGACAACCGACUUUGGUCCCACGCAUUGAUCAUAGCCUCAACGCUGGAUCGCUCGGUAUGGAGCCAAGUCGUGCGAGAAUUUGUUCGCCAAGAGGUGAAGACUGUCGGUGAAAAUGCAGAAUCAUUGUCUGCCUUGUAUGAGAUCUUCGGCGGCAACCUCGAGGAGAGUAUAGACGAACUCGUCCCUCCAUCAGCUCGAGCAGGGCUUCAAAUGGUGAGCAAAGUCGAUACUUCUGGACCAACGAAGAAUGCCCUUGACGGAUUGAAUCGCUGGAAAGAGACCUUGAGCUUGGUCUUGAACAAUCGUUGCCCAGGCGAUCAUGAAGCUCUAGCGGUACUCGGCAAACUCUUAGAGGACUACAACCGCAUCGAGGCUGCCCACAUAUGCUACCUCUUCUCCAAAAGUCCUGCGAAACCGAUCAUUUUUGGUGGUGUGGACGAAGAACAUGCACCAAUCGUCUUACUGGGAGUUCAUCACCGAGCACAUCCUGUUGACUUUGGUCGAGAUAAUGAUGGGGUGUUACUCACGGAAAUUUACGAGUUCGCCACACAUAUACUUGCUGCCGGAGCACCGACUGCAUAUAUGCCUCAUUUAUCUGUCUACAAGCUACAACGAGCAAAGGUAUUGGCUGACGCGGGACAAAAGACUGAGGCUUUGGCAUAUUGCGAUGCCAUUGCUGCAACAUUGAAGUCGAAUACUAAGAUGUCGCCAUACUAUCAUCCAUUGUUCCUGUUGGAGCUGGACGAACUCACCAACCGUCUGAAGCAAACACCAAUGCAAGGGUCUUCAUCUUGGAUCGGUAAACCUAGCCUCGAAAAGGUGUCAGGAUCGAUGUGGACCAAGUUCAGCAGCUUUGUUGCUGGCGAGGACAGUGAUGCAGCAUCUCAAGGCUCAGGCAAAGAUGCGGCUGAAGCAGGACCGUUCGCCAACGUCGCGGGAACGCCAUCCCUCAGUCGAGCCGCUUCUCAAACGGAUUUGUAUGGGCCUUACACACAAGGCAUGCCGGCAGCCGUCUCAGGAUCCAGAUACGCGCCCAAUGGCAUUGCUUCCUCUCGCUCUUCAUCGGAGCUUACCCGGGGCAGACCGUCUCUCGAUGCACAGAGGUCACCUCCGUCUACUUCGUACUCCCACGGCAACCGGCAGUAUGAGCCUACGAACAUGCUUCAACAAGGAUUGACCAGGCAGCUUACGAACCCAUACCUACCUAAUGCCACGGCAUCUCCUCCAAACUCUUUCCCGCAAAGCCCUCCCAGGAACUCAUAUAUGCCGAGUGGUAUGUCUCAAUCAGUUUCUGCUCAAGCAUCUCCCGCACGGGGCCAGGAGUACAUACCGACUCCACCAGUGGAGGCUAGCGCGCAGCCAAUGUAUGGCUAUAUGCCAGAAACGGUGCCUCAACCUACAAGUCAGGAACACCCCAUAGGCUAUGGUGGCUUUGAGCCAGUCCAACCGGAGCAGGUACAGACGCCGCCGCAAGAGCAUGAACAGCCUGCUGCUGGCUAUGAGCCGUAUCCACAAUCGUACGGGUAUGAACCGCCUUCAGACGGUGGCUAUGUACCCUACGUCCCGGAACCUGGUUCGCCUGAGGAAGAAAGGAAGGAGAAACCAAAGAAAAAGUCAUUCAUUGACGAUGACGAUGAUGACUUUCCCCGUAUAACGAGGCCGACAGCGCCUGGAGAGAGCAAGCCUGGUGCGGAUGACGAGGACGAGGCUGCACGUAAACGUGCAAAUGACGCUGCCGCGGACGCAGCCUUCCGGGCCGCGGCAGAAGCAGAUGCUGCAAAUGAGAAGGAGAAAUCUCACGCUAAGAGAUCUUCUUCGUCCUGGUUUGGCGGAUGGCUCGGAGGCAAGAAGGCUGCAGAAGGGCUUGAUGCUGGUGCACCAGCCAAAGGUGGCGCAGAAGCGAAAAUCUACAAAGCCAAUCUCGGAGAGUCGAAGAUGAAGUUGUACUUCGACAAGGAUCUUGGCAAAUGGGUGAAUCCUGACAACCCGGAUGCCGCGAAGAAGACAGCGACACCUCCUCCGCCUCCCAGAAUGGGUAGUACCCCAGCUCCUCCCAUGGCCCCAGGUGGACCCCCAAGAGCUGCUCUAUCCUCUCAUGCCUCGACUCCCACCAUACCAAGUAUGACCAUGGGUGCGCCAUCCGUUCCGGGAAGCAGGACAGGGACUCCUGUCAUAGGAGGACCCAAUGUGUCGUCACCAAUUCCAGGUGCUUCUGGUCCUCCAAGUGGUGCUGGAACCCCGCCGCUUGGCUCAAGCUCGAAUCCUGGCCUUGGACUUGCUCCACCCCUUUCAGGACCGUCUCGUCCAGGUACCGCAGCAAGCAACGCUAGCAGUAUUGAUGACUUGAUAGGUCCUGCCACAGGGCGAAAGGGUCCUAAAGCAAAGAAGGGAGCCAAAGGUCGUUACGUCGAUGUCAUGGCACAAUAAGUGUUCUUUCUCAGAUCUUCUGAUUUCAUUGUACAAUAGAUAUGGGUGAGGUCUGCAGUUGUCUCAGCAUAGAACCGGACGCGCCAUCUCCACCGCAUGGCAGACGAUGUGCUGGAAGAAUCUGGUUCUAGUUCUGACUAGCUUAAUACAUUGUAAUACUUUGCAUCAUGAAAUCUAGCUUGCUUUUGGUCUAGCUCGAUUGUAGACUCGUCGCAGAGUAUCUGUG